ACUCCCUACUGCGCAUGCGCGGGCGUCUUCUGACGCUUAUCUGCUUUUUACCAAGCUGAUAUCUCUGUAGUAUAGUCAUCAUGAAGGCUCUUAGAGGAAUGGUGAGCGGAGCCGUGAGCGAAAUAUCAUCCGCCGUUACCGGGAACAAACACUUCGCCGUUCGGGAAAAUGUACUCGCAGUUACCCGUGACUACAUUUCACAGCCGAGAUUAACAUAUAAAACCGUGGCCGGUGUGAAUGGGCCUCUGGUGAUUUUGGAUCAAGUCAAGUUUCCCAGGUAUGCUGAGAUUGUCCACCUGACACUGCCUGAUGGCACCAAGAGGAGUGGACAAGUCCUGGAGGUCACAGGCUCCAAAGCUGUGGUUCAGGUGUUUGAGGGCACAUCUGGUAUUGAUGCCAAAAAAACCACAUGUGAAUUUACGGGGGACAUUUUGCGCACACCCGUAUCUGAGGAUAUGCUGGGUCGCGUCUUCAACGGAUCGGGAAAGCCGAUUGAUCGGGGACCAGCAGUGCUGGCAGAAGAUUACUUAGAUAUUAUGGGUCAGCCAAUUAAUCCUCAGUGUCGUAUUUAUCCUGAGGAAAUGAUCCAGACUGGAAUCUCUGCCAUUGAUGGCAUGAACAGUAUUGCCAGAGGGCAGAAAAUUCCCAUUUUCUCUGCAGCUGGUCUGCCCCAUAAUGAGAUUGCUGCACAGAUCUGUCGUCAGGCAGGAUUGGUGAAGAAGUCCAAAGAUGUGAUGGAUUACAGUGAGGAAAACUUUGCCAUUGUGUUUGCUGCCAUGGGGGUCAACAUGGAGACUGCACGAUUUUUCAAGUCAGAUUUUGAAGAGAAUGGAUCCAUGGACAAUGUGUGCCUCUUUUUAAACCUGGCCAAUGACCCCACGAUUGAGCGCAUCAUCACCCCUCGACUUGCACUCACCUCUGCUGAGUUUUUGGCCUAUCAGUGUGAGAAGCACGUGCUGGUCAUAUUGACUGACAUGAGCUCUUAUGCCGAAGCUUUACGAGAGGUCUCUGCGGCUAGAGAAGAGGUGCCAGGCCGACGUGGUUUCCCAGGGUACAUGUACACCGAUCUGGCCACCAUAUAUGAGAGAGCCGGACGCGUGGAGGGACGAAAUGGCUCCAUCACCCAAAUCCCAAUCCUCACUAUGCCUAACGAUGAUAUCACCCACCCUAUUCCGGAUUUAACAGGCUAUAUCACUGAGGGUCAAAUCUAUGUUGACAGACAACUUCAUAACAGACAGAUCUAUCCACCUAUCAAUGUACUACCAUCUUUGUCUCGAUUGAUGAAGUCAGCCAUCGGCGAGGGGAUGACACGCAAGGAUCACUCUGAUGUGUCUAACCAGCUGGUGAAUAUGGAGAACUUAAAUUCUAAACCAACAAUACCUUUAGUGACCUAAAUCGUUAUACUAGUGUUUUUAAAGCUAAAGUGUGUAAUUUCUUUGCCACUAGCAUUACCAGGUAUUGCAAAAAAUAAAGCCAUUCAUAAGUUUAUUUCCCUUUCUCACUAUUUAGGAGAGGUAUGAAAAAAAUGACAGUGUAUAUCGGAAAAAUUACAUACU
Triplophysa rosa is the source of this 1556-nucleotide messenger RNA. RefSeq names its product ATPase H+ transporting V1 subunit B2 (gene atp6v1b2b). Gene Ontology annotation, biological process: ATP metabolic process; proton transmembrane transport. The record is from RefSeq and is a predicted model, not a curated record. Gene Ontology annotation, cellular component: proton-transporting V-type ATPase, V1 domain. Lineage: Eukaryota; Metazoa; Chordata; Actinopteri; Cypriniformes; Nemacheilidae. Bases 81 to 1394 code for a protein of 437 amino acids. The transcript has 12 exons. Gene Ontology annotation, molecular function: proton-transporting ATPase activity, rotational mechanism; ATP binding.